UUCUUCACCAGUGCGUUGCGAUUGUGCAUUCCCUCAAUGCUCGGACAUUGUCAAUGGAUCAAUAAUUCCGGUUCCUUCGGCACAUGUCCCAUCCGAAUGCUUCCUCGUAUAUAUAUGCUUGCGCCGUUGCAGCAGGCAGACAAUGUGGAGAAAUGCGUUUUGGUGCUCACUCCGCAUGAGAUCACUCGUUGCCGGGGACGAACCAUGUGCGUGUAGAAUGUGUGUAUGAUAGUGCAGAGGGGCGGCCUAUCUAAUUUCGGAGAAUGAAUCCGUGUGAUUUAAUGUGGAAUCAUCGAAGCGAGUGGGGAUCAUCGACGUGCUGGGCGAACGCGGACGAGGAAUAUCAAGACGAAUUGGUGCAACGCCAUGGCGCGGACAAAAUCAUCCUCCUCGCCCCUGACAGCGUUGGUGGCGGGCAUUCUCGUGUGCGUGGCAUCUGUGAGCACGCGAGGGCAGAUCAUUACCGCAGAUAGGAUCUCGUUUCCUGCUGGACAUGGAAGUCGCAUUCGAGAGUUGUCGGGGGUCAUUUACAAACCGCGAGGCUACAAUGCUGCUCUCCUCAACCAUUACCCCGCUGUGGUGAUGAUGCAUGGCUGCAGUGGCAUUUGGUCGGAGCGGGUUGUGGGCGCUACCAACCGCGAUGGCACUCCCAAUUUGCAGAACAACAUCGAUAAGUGGGGGAAAAAGCUGGCGGAGAGUAACAUCGUGGCUUUGGCUGUGGACAGCUUCACACCCCGCCAGCCUGCCAGCAUCACUAGCAGCGAGGAAUGGCAGAAUCAGUGCAUUGACAAUGCAGGGCGUUAUGCUGGUGCUGUCAAUCCUUACACAGAACGCGUCCAAGAUGCCCGCGCGGUAUGGGAUUAUCUCAAUGCCAUGCAGGAGAUCGACGGCUCGAAAAUUGGCCUCCUCGGUUGGUCGCACGGCGCCCAAGCAGUCAUGGUGGAGGUAGCUGAGACCGACCGCUUGAGCAACGUCUCACGGCCAGAAUCCGACCACAAAUUCGUCUGCUCGGUGGCUUUCUACCCAGGUUGUGGUGUCAAUCUAGGAUUUGGCCCUUCGGUGACCAAAAGUUUCUGGCGGCCGUUCCGACCUAUGCAGCUUCAUAUCGGAGAGUGCGAUCCUUUCUAUACGAACUGCGUAACCCGAAAGAAUUUGGCAACCAUCCAGUACGCGAAAUCCAUCGCAUUUUUUGCUCACGCAGGCGCUAAGCACCAUUUCGACGCAUGUUCACGAACGUGGCCUACAUCGUCGUGCGGCCAUAAUUCCCCCGAAAGCGACGACACAUGCUCUUCGCCGUGCAACCACAAUGCUGAUGAGUGCGCCAUGCGAGCUGCGGACUACAGCGCUCUUGACUUCCUUCUGUCUGCUCUGCGUUGACGUGUUGCAGGUAUAACGUUUAGCGGAGAUUGUCCAUGGGUCCCAUGGCCUGGAGCGGCAUUCAGACAAUGUCCAAAACCAUGAAUGAGUUGCAUAAAUUACGGGCGUAAAUGAUUGUACUCUGUCAAGAAGGCCUCUGCAAUAGAAUCUGUCACUUGGCUGUGCAUGAAAUGGGUGUGUUUACUUUUUUCUCUGUGUCGAUGCUGUGGGAUACUCAUAGCCAUGAGAGAGAGGUGGAGGCACUACAAAGGGGCUUUGCAAAGGGCGGGCAUGCACCGGGGUGGAGGGAGGAGGGCUCGGCAUGUGAGCAUGCGUGACCCCUGGCGACCCACUUUGGCUUAGAUUAGGAUAGAGAAGAAGUCCCAACACACGCGCGCACGCCCACACACACAUACAGAGACAGACAGACAGACACAGAGAGGGAGGUGGGGGGUGCGGGGGUUGUCAGAAAGGAAGGAGGAAGGGAGGGAAGUGGACAGUGUCGCAGUCCCCGACUGCAAUCGCGACAGUGUCCACUUGUUGCCAGAUUUGUUUCAUGUUUGCUAAGAUCCUUCAAACUUGUUUCACAACUGUUUUUCAAUUGCAACACUUUUUUCUUAUUGCA
This is a messenger RNA of Physcomitrium patens, 1981 nucleotides long. RefSeq lists its product as uncharacterized. The record is from RefSeq and is a predicted model, not a curated record. Lineage: Eukaryota; Viridiplantae; Streptophyta; Bryopsida; Funariales; Funariaceae. Gene Ontology annotation, molecular function: hydrolase activity.